Molecule: messenger RNA, 1495 nt
Organism: Cucurbitaria berberidis CBS 394.84
Lineage: Eukaryota; Fungi; Ascomycota; Dothideomycetes; Pleosporales; Cucurbitariaceae
Exons: 2
Coding region: 354-1295 (313 amino acids)
Source: RefSeq, a predicted model, not a curated record
GGUACACGACUCAGAAGUUUCAAACAACUUGAGACCCGCAGAUAAUCUUUCUGUUGUGAAGCUCGAAGAUGAACGGAUGGUGGAUCAUGUAUGGAACGGUCCGAAAAGAACAUAUAUAUCAAGAACUUGAGGCCUGCUGGAUAUCAUCAACAAGCCCUCUUUGACACUUGUCGAGCACUUUCUUUAAGAAAACCCUUUCAGGCUUUCGCACUUUUCGUUCAUUCUCUCCAUACCCUAGCGGUAUUCGUACGUUCUUUUGGCAGCGCCAGUCCAUCAUCCAUCAGCACAUUCUUUCUGUAUCAACUUUCACGACAACAGCUCCCAAUCCUUGAUACUUGUCAACAACUUCCAACAUGAGGUCCGCUAUCAUCCUCGCUCUCACGAGCUCAACGCUCGCUAUGCCCUUCGGCAAUGUCAUCGACACCAUUUUUGGCACCUCCUAUGAGGCUCGCCACGUCCCUGCGCCUGACCAGAUUCCCGCUUUCCAUGCUAUCGGGACAGUCUCCGGAACGGGCUUCAUCUUUCCAACAGCUACCGGGGCUUCCCCCACUGGGCGGCCUCAUGGUACUGGCUCUCGGCCUGGUCAUGGUCACAAGACCAAGACCAAGACCAAGUCCAAGACCAAGAGCUUGGCGAUUGAUUAUGAGCUCGCGCCUACCGCAGUACCCAAUAUUGGGGAUGUGAAGAGGCAGGCCGGGAGUGGGUCCUCGCUGCCUAGUUUCACGCUCUUGGAUCCCAGUGAUGCUGUACCGGGUGUGCCUAAGCCUACAGGCACAAAGAGCUCCGCGAGGCCGCGCCCUACGAAAGGCCCUGGGUCCCGGGUCCCUUCGUCGACAGCCAAGUCGUCUCUGCCCUCCCCAACGGAGGCCCCUGGUUCCCCGACACCUACUGAGGAUCCUGAAUCUUCCAUCCCAUUCCCAACACCUACCGACGAACCCUCCCUACCCUCCCCAACGGACGACCCCGAGUCGCCCUUCCCCACCGAAGAGCCACCAUUCCCAACUGCCACCGGUCAGCCUGAGUUCCCAUUCCCGACUGGAGAUUUCCCAAUCCCGACUGGUGGAUUCCCAAUCCCGACGGGCGGUUUCCCCUUCCCUACUGGCGGUUUCCCUGGCUCACGCAUCCCGGGUCGCCCCACUACACUUAAGACUUUGACGCGUGGUCCUCGACCUACCGCUGUGCCGGAGCAAACAGGCCUUCCGGGCGGUGACGAAGAUGGAGAGACAGGAACCGGUGAUGCGCAGGGUUUCUUGGAGUGGCUUCAGGGCAUGUUCGGUGGGGCAAAGGGGAAUUAGAAGAAUAUGAUAGAGGAGUAGAUGAAGUAUAGAGAACUUUGGAAGAUGGGAGGAAUUCGGAGAGACGGGAGAUGGGAGAUUUACACAGAUACACGUCUUGAUGACGCUUCACUUCACUUCGAUACACAUACUUUCAAAUAAAACACAUUAGACUAGACAGAACAUGACUUUGCAACUUGGUCGUGAAGAAAAGCGUGUUA